CAUCGUUAACAUAACCUUUUCCCGAUGGAUUUUUGGGGCAUCCCUACUUCUACAUUAUAAGGUACCAUCUUUAUAUAAACUUUUUCCUUUUUUUUUUAAUUGAAAAGAGGCUCGUAGAAAUUUGGAUUUCAUAUCUCCUCGUUGACGGUUUAGAGAGAGCAAGAAGGAAGAGCUGGGCUCAUAGCCAGUGUUUACGGAGAGAGGAAGAAGGAAGUGGUCAGGGCUUUACAAACCCUAAUGGAAGUGGCUCUAACUGAUUUUUAGAAAGAGAAAAGGAAGAUGGGAUGCUGAUUUGGAAUAGUUUGAAGAGGGUUUUUCUCUCUGAUUUGGGAUGUUUCUCUCAAACCAUACUGAUUUGUCAAGACGCCCUAACUGAUCCAUACUGAUUUUUAGAGAGAGAAAAGAAAGAGGGAUUUCCAUUUUCAUGGGGAAACAGCAAGCAGAGCUGAAGGAUUAGGUUUGGGGAACUUUGCUUUGCUCCUGAACAUAAUCAUCAGAUUGGAAGUAUGGAGUGGAACAUAAUCAUCUGGUUGGAGCUUUGUCGAAGCAAAAGAUUUCAUGGAUAUAUACUUAUUUGUUGAAAAUAUUGGACCCCUUUCUUCCUUACCUUGAAACCUUUAUCCUGCUGAGGAAAGCAACUGACCAUGGAGAGUAGUAUGUGUUGCACCAGAUGUGGGGCCAUUGGUUUCUCUGUUACAGAUGAUAGUCUCUAUUUUUGCCUCUCUUGUGGCACACAAUCUCAAGAUAUAUUUGAGCAAGGGAUUGAUAUUGAUAUGUGUGGUCUCUAUAAACACGGCAAUUCUAGAAAAAUAGAUUGCACCCAGAUCUCUGAAAAUGAACACGAGAUCAAAACCCUAGCUUCACUUCAGAUGCUCAAUAGGAGCCAAGAAGAUCAAGAUUAUGGUAAAUCUUCUGUUUUCUUAGAGAGUGAGAAAGUUGAGGAAGGAUGUCCUGCGGAUUUUGGAAGCCAAAAUAAAAAACCAGGCGAUGAAGACAUUGCAGAGGGCUUGAGGCUGAAAUACGUGGAAGGGAUUCAGAUCAUGAUUCAGUUGCAGUGUGAGGCUCUCGUGGAGAAGUUCGGUGUGAGCCCAUUGGUUUGUGGCUUGGCUGGACCUAUUUGGAUGAGGUAUCUUGCGUCGACUAAGGUUUUGGAUGAGGAAUGGGCCAAUGAAGAGAUUAUUGCUUCUGAAACCUGCUCUGCAAGAAAAGGAGAGAGAGAAAAGGAAGUAUCAAAAUAUGUCAGGUUAUCUCUAGAGCCCCGCACUCUGCAUGGUAGAAAAGUAAUAAAUGUGUGUCUUAACUCCCUCAAAAGCAAGGUACCAGUAGCGAACACUUUAGCUAUUUGUUUUCUGGCUUGUCAUUUAUCCAGAGAGGCUAUUCUACCCACCGAUAUAGCUAAAUGGGCAUUGGAGGGAACAAUUCCAUAUUUGGCGGCUUUUAUCGACAUUGAUAAACGCUUGAGUAAAUCCUCAAAGGCGUGCCGGUUGAGCUCAAGAUUGUUGUUCUGGCCUAUGCGAGCGGUGGGGGCUGAGUGGAUAGAGAAAGCUGCUGCCACUGUUGCUCAAAAUAUAGGAUUGCACCUUCCUGCUGUGAAUUUCUAUUCAAUUUCUUAUCGGUAUCUCAAAAAUUUAUCGCUUCCAGUUGAUGGAAUUCUUCCAUAUGCAUGCCGAAUAUAUGAAUGGUUGAUGCCCCCUGAUUUACUAUUGUCAUCGAAUGACUGCCGGCUUCCAACUCGUGUUUAUGUUUUGGCCAUAUUGGUCAUAGCAAUCCGCCUGUUAUACAAUAUAAAUGGGCUAGGGCAUUGGGAGAAAAGCUUGCCUGGUUUUCAUAGCAAUUAUUCCUUGGAUGAGCAGGAUGACAAACGUGAAAUGGAAAAUGACUUUCCCCAUACUGAAAAUGGCCAAUUUGAUGGCUCUGCAACUGGAAAAACUGCCAACUUGACAUCCACCCCACCUUAUCAGAGUUCUGAACUGGAUGCUAGUGAAUUGUUGCAGCACCUUGAGACCACUUAUGACAAGAUUAUUCUUGGACGCGGUUACUCGAAGGACAUGGAAACUUACCUUAAAUACUGUAAGGAUGUUGUAUUUGCUGGAUUAGCACCAUCAGAUACUGAGAAGCAGAUAAUAUCAUACUUCUGGAAAAUUUAUGAGGAACAAGAUCAGGGUGCAACAACUCCACCUGAACAUACAGAAAGCUCAUUGAGAUAUCAAAGUUCGAGACAUAGGGAAAGUGCAGAAGUAGAAGGGCAGACAAAGCAUGACUGUGAGAUUGAAGCAACUGGAGCUAUUGGAAAGCUAAUAUUGGAUAUGGAAGCGAACGGUUUUUGGUACCUUAGGCCCAGAUUACAUCCCCGAACCAAGGCUUAUCUUAUCUAUCGGAGGAAGGUGGUUGAUAGGAAGUAUGAAUACUUGGUCCAUGCAGAUUACUACAUAUUGCUCCGGGCAUUUGCACGGCUCGGUCAGGUUAAUCCUCGGACCUUGCAUUUGGCCUUGUUGAGGCUGGAGAAGAGACUAUACUGGAUUGAGGACCGGAUAGAUAAAAAUCUGCAUGCUUUGUCCAACAUACACAGUUGAACUGUGAAUGCGGGAGAGGAAAUUUUGUUGAUGCUCUUGUUUGUAGUGUCUGGGUUCAAGAACAGAACCUCAAGGUUGAAUUAUGAGCUUGAACCCUGAAAAGUUUGUACUGGUGAAACCGACGUUUUGGGAAUAGAUCGAGAUCCAAUAAAGAAAGAUGAGGAUACCCUUCUUUACUCUUCUAGAGAUGGAUCAGUGCAGAUUUCUCUGACUUACAUCGGUGUACAAGGUUAUUUGUGAAUUACUUUUUUCAAUCUUAAGUUGGGCGUGCUCACAUGUAAUAUAUUUUCAUGUUUUGGGUGCUAGCCCUUUAUUCUAAUGGCUAUUAAAAAAAAAUGAUUUCAAGCCCUAAA
Amborella trichopoda is the source of this 2926-nucleotide messenger RNA. RefSeq names its product TATA box-binding protein-associated factor RNA polymerase I subunit B. The record is from RefSeq and is a predicted model, not a curated record. NCBI's taxonomy places the organism in Eukaryota, Viridiplantae, Streptophyta, Magnoliopsida, Amborellales, Amborellaceae. Gene Ontology annotation, biological process: nucleolar large rRNA transcription by RNA polymerase I; RNA polymerase I preinitiation complex assembly. Gene Ontology annotation, cellular component: RNA polymerase I core factor complex. Gene Ontology annotation, molecular function: RNA polymerase I core promoter sequence-specific DNA binding.